CUGAAGGAUGCAUGAGGAUAUUAACCAUCUUUUAAUGGUAACACCUAACUAAUAAUGAUAUUUAGUUAAUAAAAUAUAAAUUUCAUAAGUUACGAAAUUCAAAAUUUGGUCAAAGUAAAACAUAAAAUACAUCAUGACAUUGGGAAAGCAGUGGCAGAAAAAUUUAUAUGAAAAUUAUGGUUUGCCGGACAAUUAUACGGAUAGUUCAUUUUUGGAACAACUACGAAAAAAUAUAAAACCACAUAAUGUAACAUUAAUACAAGCAAUAACAUUUGGUGCCAGUGUAUGCACUCAACUAAACGUUGUUAUUCUUUUUCUCGUUAUAUUUAUUUGGUUAAACAAAGAAUGGGCUAGUCCAGAUAUCGUAUUUAUAUUCGGUGUAAUAUUCACAGUAUUUGGUUACUUUGUAUAUUGUUUAAAAGAGCCAAAUACUUUUACCAUGUUAACAGAACAUCUUAGAACUGCAUUCAUUUUUCUUACAUUUGGUUAUAUUUUAUCACCUAUUUUGAAAACUCUAACCGAAACUAUCAGUACAGAUACAAUUUAUGCCAUGACAAUAUUAAUGUUCAUGGUACAUUUAAUAUUUAGCAAGUAUGGUUCUCUGCAUAUUUCUUUGUCAGAUUCUUUAUCUAUUACAUCUUCCAUUUUUGGUUCCUUAAUGUUAGCAUCUAGAUUAGCAUCAGCAUCACAUGCUUUUUCUCUUCUCACUGUUGCUGUACAAUGUUUUGUUCUAUUGCCAUUUUUAAUGCAUAAAUUAAGCAGCAAGAUACUUAUUUCAACUUUUCUAACACUUAAUACUUCGUAUUUUCUUUUACUAGUUUCACAAACCCUUUCUUAUGUUUUCAUCGGAUCUAUAGUGUUUUUACAUUUUCUUUGUCCUUACUGGUAUGUAAGAUGUCAAAAAUAUAAGGAUAAUAUCUAUGGACCAUGGGAUGAAGCUAUUAUUACUUCUUAA
Habropoda laboriosa is the source of this 955-nucleotide messenger RNA. RefSeq names its product phosphatidylinositol N-acetylglucosaminyltransferase subunit C (gene PIG-C). The record is from RefSeq and is a predicted model, not a curated record. Lineage: Eukaryota; Metazoa; Arthropoda; Insecta; Hymenoptera; Apidae. Bases 134 to 955 code for a protein of 273 amino acids. Gene Ontology annotation, biological process: GPI anchor biosynthetic process. Gene Ontology annotation, cellular component: glycosylphosphatidylinositol-N-acetylglucosaminyltransferase (GPI-GnT) complex; membrane. The transcript has a single exon.